This is a messenger RNA of Telopea speciosissima, 1204 nucleotides long. RefSeq names its product probable LRR receptor-like serine/threonine-protein kinase At3g47570. The coding region runs from base 1 to 1149 and encodes 382 amino acids. Gene Ontology annotation, molecular function: ATP binding; protein binding; protein kinase activity. Gene Ontology annotation, biological process: protein phosphorylation. NCBI's taxonomy places the organism in Eukaryota, Viridiplantae, Streptophyta, Magnoliopsida, Proteales, Proteaceae. The record is from RefSeq and is a predicted model, not a curated record. The transcript is spliced from 3 exons.
AUGGGGGGUAAUUUCUUCGAAGGAACUAUUCCUCAAUCUUUGACUCUUUUGAAGGGGCUUCAAGAUUUAGAUCUCUCACACAACUUAUCAGGGCAAAUCCCAAAAGAUCUAGAGAAACUUGUAACAUUGCAAAGUUUGAAUUUAUCCUUCAAUAAUCUUGAAGGGAAGGUACCAACAAAAGGAAACUUUGGAAAUGCAAGUGCAAUUUUUCUAAAUGGAAAUGAUAAGCUUUGUGGUGGAAUUGCAGAGUUGCAUCUGCCUGCAUGUACAAACCAUGAAUCUACGAAACGAGAAAAGUCCAAUGCUCUUAGAAUAGUUUUGGCGAUAAUCGGUGUGAUUUUUGGUUUUCUUUUGAUAACUUCCUUUCUUUCUCUCUAUUGGAUAAGAAGAUCAAAAAGUAAACCUUCAUCCGCACCAUUAAUCGGUGAACAGUUCUUAAAGCUUUCUUACAAAGAUCUUUUCCAAGCUACUGGAGGAUUUUCGUCAGCUAAUUUCAUAGGUUCCGGUAGUUUUGGCUCUGUUUACAAAGGGAUUAUCAGCCAAGAUGAAACCAUUGUUGCAAUCAAGGUACUCAACCUUCAAUAUCCAAGAGUCGAUAAGAGCUUUAAGGCUGAAUGCAAAUCAUUAAGAAACAUUCGGCAUCGAAAUCUUGUCAAAAUUUUAACUUCUUGUUCAAGUAUUGAUUCAAAAGGCAAAGAUUUUAAAGCCCUUGUUUAUGAGUUUAUGCCCAAUGGGAGUCUAGAUGAUUGGUUGCAUCUGUCGGUGAAAGCACAUAAUCAUUCAAGAAGUUUAAGUCUUCUUCAAAGAUUAAACAUCGCAAUUGAUGUGGCUUCUGCUUUGGAUUACCUUCAUUAUAACACUUAUGCCCCAAUUGUUCAUUGUGACUUGAAGCCAAGCAAUGUUCUACUUGACAGAGAUAUGACUGCACAUGUUAGUGAUUUUGGUUUGGCGAGGCUACUUUUAGAACCUGAUGAGAAUUCAUCCCAGACUCAAACUAGUACCAUUGGGAUGAAAGGAUCUAUUGGCUAUGUUGCUCCAGAAUAUGGAAUGGGCGGAAGGGCAACUAUACAAGGGGACGUGUUUAGCUAUGGGAUCCUUUUUAUUGGAGAUGUUCACAGGAAAAAGGCCAACAAAUCAGAUGUUUACUAAUGACUUAAAUCUCCAUAAUUUUGCAAAAACAGCUUUACCUGCACACAUGAUGCAA